AUGAUAAGAACCAAGUUACUCCUCUUGUGCUGCUUUGUUUUAUUGAAUAGCGCUCUUGUUUUCGGUAGAAUUGAUGGCUGGAUUCAAACCAAUGCUAAUACUGGUAGAUCGAGAAAUUCUGAUCUCGGAACCUAUGAUUUACAAAGAGAUGUAAUCAAGAUGUAUGAUGGUCUCAAGUUAAUCCCAAAUUCUAUUGUAAUGCCUGUCUAUGCUUUGAAUUUCUGUGGUUUGAGUGUUGAUCAAGCAAGUGGUGGACAAGUUAUUGUUUGUAUUGAACGUGAUGGUGGAAUGAGUAGUAGUAAGGUUAAAAUUCCAAAGGAAUAUGAAUUGAUGGAUGUCUUGCCAGUGAUGGAUGAAAACUUUGGAUACUAUACUGUUAGAAGAAACACUACUAAUGGAGUUUCAUUCGUUUUGAGAUCUUCUAUUUUAUCUAAUGAUCAAAACAGUCAAGUUUUAUUCGAUACUAAAACCAAUAACAAUAUCCAUGCAAUGGUACUUACUGAUUAUGGUUUGAUUAUUGCUUCUGGAAAUUUCAUUGUCAAUGUUGAUAGAAAGAGUGGUAUUGGUAAUUGGAUUAUUAACCUUUCAGGAAUUCAAAGUGGAUGUCAAUUCUUGUAUGAUCUUUCUCAAUCUGUACCAACUUUGUACAUUUUGUACAGUAGUGGAAUUACUGCAAUCCAUCCUCAAACUGGUGCUACUUUAUUGGCCACUCCAAGUAACUUUUACAUUAACUUUGCUCCACAACAUGCAUUCUUGACUGUAGGAAAGGAUUUCUUGGCCAUUCCAGAUAAGAGUUAUGGAAAUUCUGUUUCUAUUGUUGAAAAACGUAAUUUGCAAAGAGGUAUCAUUGCAACAGUCAAAUUGGUUGGAAAAAAUGGUAUUUAUUUCCAAUUAGAUAAGUGCUCAAAUCUUAUUUCAAGAGAUACUAACUCAUUCUUCCUUUCAUGCAUGAAUGCUGAUAGUUCAUUGUCUGCUUUGAGAUUCGAUGUAACCAAUACCACAGUUACAUUGGGUUAUGAAAUUAACGCCAAUUCAUUGUUUGGUAUUCCACCAAAAGUUUGUUCAUCUCAAAUUGCUGCCUACGGAAAGACUGCUUUUUAUGGUAUGGCAUGUGAUGUUGGUUUGAUUGGUUUCCAUCAAGAUAACAUUCUUGUUCCAAGAAGAGAAAUUCACAUUGAUGUUGCCCAUGAUACUCAAGUUUAUGGUACUUUGGGAAGAUUUGCAUUGAUUACAAGCAACAAUGGUAAAACUCAAAUCGAAUUUGUUUACAUUCAAUAA
Messenger RNA from Naegleria gruberi, 1278 nucleotides. RefSeq lists its product as uncharacterized. The transcript has a single exon. The coding region runs from base 1 to 1278 and encodes 425 amino acids. NCBI's taxonomy places the organism in Eukaryota, Heterolobosea, Eutetramitea, Acrasida, Naegleriidae. The record is from RefSeq and is a predicted model, not a curated record.